Aspergillus versicolor CBS 583.65 is the source of this 1074-nucleotide messenger RNA. RefSeq lists its product as uncharacterized. The transcript is spliced from 2 exons. Gene Ontology annotation, molecular function: carbon-oxygen lyase activity, acting on phosphates. The coding region runs from base 1 to 1074 and encodes 357 amino acids. NCBI's taxonomy places the organism in Eukaryota, Fungi, Ascomycota, Eurotiomycetes, Eurotiales, Aspergillaceae. The record is from RefSeq and is a predicted model, not a curated record.
AUGGGCAGCAUCGCACCCGACGACGUUCGAUUCAUGGUGUCUCUCUCCGAGUACGGCACCAUCCUCUCGCGGUUUUUCGAAAAGAUCGACUUCCACCUGCCCAAACCCUACUAUGACAGUAACAUCGAGCCGGCGCUGGCCAAGUACAUUGAGGAGCAGCCGUGGUCGGAGGAGUUGAAGACGCGGGCAGCCAAGUAUGCUAAACAGGCCGUAGGCAUCGCGUCGUGGUACCCGCGAGCAUCGUUUGCGGUUCGCUUCAACUGCGUGGUCAUUACGCUCCUGGUCAUCAUCUACGACGAGCAUUACAUGACCUUCGGCGAUGCAGGGACCGAGUUUUCCCUCCGGCUGGUGCGCGGACUGCCGCAGAAAGCGCCCUUUCUCGACUCCUUAGCCAGGUUCCUGCAAAACACGGACCAGUAUCUAGGCCCCUACGGCUCGUCCAUGGUCAUCAAGACUACAUUGGAGUUUGUUGAGGGCACCAACGUGGAGAACGACUUCAGCGAGGCAGUGCCCCCCAACGCCCUCCGUUUCCCACGAUACCUCCGCGUGAAGACAGGCUUCGCAGAGACAUACGCCCACGCCAUCUUCCCCAACGACACCUUCCCCGAGCACAAGUACCGCAAGCUGUACCUCCCGGCCCUGUCGCCGCUGUGCGACGUCAUCGACUUCACCAACGACAUCCUGUCCUUCUACAAGGAGACCAUCCGCGGGACGGAGCGCAUCAACUACAUCUGCAAUGUCGCCAACACGACGGGGUCAAGCGCCCUACGAUGUCUGCAGGAGACGGUGGAUGCGGUGGAAAGCAGAAUUCAUGAGAUACACCGCAUUUUGGAGUCUUAUCCCGACCUGCUUGCGCACUGCAAUGACUAUCUUGCGGCGUAUAUCGGGUGGCAUAUUCGUACGACUUCACGGUACUUCCUUGACGAGGUCAGAUUCAUGGCUUGGGUGAAUGUGACGGAUCUGGUAGAAUCGACUCCACCGAGCGCUCCAGCAAAUGCAAAGGCAAAGGCGAAGGCGAAGGUGAACGGGGUGAUGCCUGAUGCGAAUACGCUGGUGACAGCGGGAGCUUCAUAG